AUGUUGUGGAUCCUAUUUCUGUUCCCUACAGUAGUCUCAGACUCGGUGACAGUUGAGGGAAAUCUACAUUGUAAUGCAGUUUACACUCAUGGACAUGUGAAUCUUGUUGGGAAGGGGAUUUGUGAGUUUGCUGAAAUUUGGGCGGAACAAAUAUAGGUUAAAAAUAUUUAGCAAAAAACCGUGCCAGACUUGCUGAAAAGUGGGCAAAUUUAGGUUCAAAAUUAUCAGAAAAUGUUUUGCAGUCGGUCGCGAAGUCAGCGUCACCGAUCAAAAACCGGAUUCAUCGGGAACCUUCAAAAUUUCGCUCACAAAUCUAUCGCAAAUCUGGAGGGAUGAGGUGAAACUCGAAGUGGUCCACGAUUGUGAUGCUCCAGCGGGUUUUGUCAGAAAAACUGUUUUCCAAGUGCCAAAAAUGUAUGUGAAAAAUGUUUAUGAGAUGGGCAAGAUUUAUUUGCAUCAGUCGAGAUUCAAUGAUUAUUUGAUGACGUUGGAGGGUUUUAAAAAUCAGAAUGAAGUUUGGACUUUGCUUUGA
This is a messenger RNA of Caenorhabditis angaria, 532 nucleotides long. The record is from the annotation of a GenBank genome assembly. Lineage: Eukaryota; Metazoa; Nematoda; Chromadorea; Rhabditida; Rhabditidae.